Messenger RNA from Salvia splendens (bonfire salvia), 4182 nucleotides. Its product is annotated as protein SHORTAGE IN CHIASMATA 1. Lineage: Eukaryota; Viridiplantae; Streptophyta; Magnoliopsida; Lamiales; Lamiaceae. Gene Ontology annotation, biological process: resolution of meiotic recombination intermediates; reciprocal meiotic recombination. The record is from RefSeq and is a predicted model, not a curated record. The transcript is spliced from 7 exons. Bases 1431 to 3854 code for a protein of 807 amino acids.
AAAUCGAUAAGCUACCGAUCGACGACGCUCUCUCCAUAUUCUUGUGCCAUGUUCUCCCUCACUUCGUCGGCGAUGCUGGUUUUCAUCAACUUCAAAUUGACAGCAACAACGAAAGAUAUGAGGACAAUGAUGGAACAGUUCCUUGUACUAAAGGUGGGGAGGAACCUGUAGUGCAAUUUGAAAUCCAGAGGUGGAUAUAUCCUUGCUUCUGUCAAAAAGUGCUGUCCAUUCCCAAAUCGAGCACAUGGAUAUUUUUUCUGUGGUUCCAGAUUCUGAAUAUACAAAGGACCUGUUAAAUGAUGAGUGUCUACUGCAUGACCUGACUGAGACUCACCAAUUAUUUUAUUCAGUUGAUAACAUAAGUAUAGAAUACUCAGAGCAAAAGGCUGAUUUUGUGGAAGAUGCUGAUUCUGUUCUAGGAAAACAUCAUUCCAAUAACAUUAAAUUUCCUGAAUUUGAAGUGGAUAUGGAAAGCCUGGGUGUUAUUGGAAGAGUACUUAUGAUGGAUGAAGUGUUGAGUUUUGAAAAUAUUGAAAAGAAGGAGGUGACACAAGCAGGUGAAGUAAUUAGUAAUAACAAAGAGCUUUUGGGUUCUAUGGAGUAUAACUUGAUAACCUCUACAUUCCAUCAUUCUGUAAAAAUGGAUUGCCUUGAAGGAAUAAAUUUGUCAUCACAAGUGGACUGCAUAAGCAUUAUUGAACUGUCACAUUGCCAGCAGUACUCAACUCUCUGUGGGAACCCAGAUGGCUUUUCAAUUAUUUCAGUGGAGCCAACUCCAUUUGAUGAGUUCAUGUUUAUUGAUUUCGAUCUGUAUAAUUUCUGCAAGGUGCUUUCAGAUUCAGCAAAGGAGACUGAGUAUGAAACAUGUGAAAAUAUGUUCAGAGAAGCCAUGAACUUUACAAGUUUCAACCAAUUGGUUGUUUGCCAUGAGCUUACACUUCUAGAUGGCACUUUUAAAUCACUGCCUGUACCUAUUAUUUCAGAUCAUGAAAUUUCUAGUUCACUUCAUAUGCUGAUUGAGGAUUUAUUGUCCCUGUCGGAUUGGCAGUCUUCAUCAGCAUCUGAUGGUCUAUAUCUAGAUUGGAAUUUUCUUGGAGAAAGUGAUUGUGAAUCAGCUAAAUAUUCUCCAUGUUGGAAAUUGUUGGGGGAGAUAGACACUUACAACAUUGACAUUGAUAUGUUCUCGAAUGAUAGUGGAAUAGUAAUCUUGAAUUUUAUUUUUAUCAGAAGGCCAUUUUAGUAAUUCUAGUAAACCAAAUGUAGAAAAGGAUACAGAAGUUUUAGACUCAUCUUGUUCUGAUGUCUCUAUACCCCAUUCCCCUGGUAUAGUAGAGUUAAGUAGCUCGAAGAAUCAGGGAUAUGGAAAAAGAAAAAAGGAUGAUAUCUUAUUGAAGAUUGGUGUUCAGAAUGUUCCGAGUUUUGGUGAAUCGAUGUCAAGUGAUCUUGAGUUUUUUCGCAAUCCCUGUAACUAUGUUCUCGGAAAAGAAAAAAUACAUGCAGAUAAGCUAGUUCAUACCAAAACUGUGGGUCAAGGAUGUAUUUUCAGUAGUGAGGCUGCUGGUGCUAGUUCUACCACUGUUGAACAGAACUUGAAUGUAGAGGAGCAUAAGCAAAGAAAUUUGGGUUUUGCAUCAGCUCUGGAGGGGAAGUUGGAAGAGCUAUUAAAUAUUUUACCUGUCAAGAAAACCCUUGGAAGUGAACCCAUGGAAGCUGUAAAUGAUGCUGAAGUUUGCAAUCUGAUGCCUGUUCAAUCCAUGCCAGUGGGUUCAGAAUCAAAGCAAAAUCAUUCUUGCAUGCCUUUUGGCCCCCACACAGUUGUAAUAGUGAACACCAGAGAUUUAAAUGAAGAAAUGAUAAUUUCUAGGAGAACCACUUACCAGAGGAUUCUUGAAAUGGAGCAACAAGGAGCGCAAGUUCUAGAACGCGAUAUAGGUCUUCCAGUUGAUGUAAUUGUAAGUUCAGAAGUUUGUCUCACUUGGUAUGACUGCAAAAAUAUUGGAAAGAAAGCUUCAGCGCCAGACGAGGCCUUUUCAAGCUUAUCCUUAUGCGUUGAAAGUGUUGCAGCAAGUAUUUUGACAUCCUUGAGUUUUGCUUUCAGUUGCUGCAUCCUGAUAUUUGAAGGAGAAAGCAAAUUUCUCGGCAGCAUUAUGGAAUCAUCAGAUGAACUCUAUGCUGCAGCAGCAAGCUUAGGAAUUGACAUACAGCUCUUUUGCUCGUAUUCAGAUGAGAUGAGUGAAGAAAUUGUAUUGUCCUGCAUCAAUACUGCAGCAAAGUUGAGAAUGGGUCUCUAUCCGAAAAUGUCCGACUCAGAAAGCCUAGCAGAAUCUUUUCUUACUGCUUUUCCUUCAAUUAAUCCUCUCUCAGCUCAUGCAAUAUUGUCCUCAGAUAUUCGACUUGGCAGCUUUCUGGGAUCGUUGAAUGUGUCCAGAAUGUGCACCCUUCAGAAUGAUCAUACUCCUGAUGAAAGCCUAGCUUUGCUGAGUGUAGCAAGCAAAUAUGGAGAGCGGGAAGAUUCUAAAUCAGGAAUAACAGACUGUUCCUCCUCAUUAUCACUUCCAGACUUGGGAAAUGCUCAAUUUAAAAGUGAAUCUGAGAGGAAGAAACCUAAAUACACACACAACCUUAAUGCCGAUCCGCCUUCAAAUGACUUAUUUCCGGUGGACCUAGCAAAGUCACUUCCUGAUUUUGAACAUGAUUUCCAUAAAUUAUCUGUCUCAGGUGAUUCCUGGCUGUCAAGAAGGGCUGAGAUAUCUAAAGCGGAGGAAUUCAGUUUAUCUUUCAAUGAAAAAUCACUGUUUCAUGAUCGGGAUAUUGAUCUUGGCGUGAUGAGGCCUUCUGCUGCUGGCGCAAUGAAGUCUGUUGAUAAAUCAAGCCUUCAUGAUUUCCCAUUGGCAAAAGAUCAUCAAAUAUUUGAUGAGAAUGAAAAGGCCUGGGUGCCUCCAGUUGACCGAGAUUGCAGUCCAAGAUGGAGAUCAGCCAUGGUGAACUAUGACAUGAGCAGACGAACUGUGAAGCUAAAUGGAAUUCGGCAGGGUGAUUCUACUGGGGAAGUUAUCAAUUUAGAGGAUAGUCUAGCAUUUGGAGAAGAUUUGUUUAUUGCAACCUGCAGUAGCUUUUCACCUACUCUGUUUGACAUUGAGAAAGAAUAUUCUGCAAGAAACUCUGGAAUGAACAAAUGGCCUUCCAGUGCAACCAAUCUUCCCAAAUUUGCUAAUCCUACUGAGUUUCGGGAUGGCUCUGGUGCUUGGGUUUCUACAAAUGAUAAGAGACAUAUCUCAAGGGAUGAAAUCAGACCAAAUGAUAUCAUUAAUAGGAAAAACAUUUCUAUGAUGAAACACAAAGAGCUCAUGGAAGAGGAUAUAAUGGAAAGAAAUUCACAAAAUCCCUACAAGUAUAUUCAAGAAAAGGGAAGUUUUGAUAGCACACCAUUCUCAAAUGCUCUUCACUCCACUCAACCUCAGAUAUCACCCUGGACAAUUGAAUUCCUUAACAGAGUAAGGGAGAAGAGUAGAAUGCACAAGCAAUCUGUUUCAUAUGACUUACCCUCUCCAUAUCUGGGCUCCUCUGGGAACACAUCCAAAGUUACUAAAAGAAGAAGUCCUUCAAUUCUUGAAUUCUACAAGUAUGAGGGGGCUGGCACCCCACAGAAAAUAGUUCAAGAGAAGAGACUGAAGAGAUUUUCUAAAGCAACAAACUCAUUGAAGACUAAGAAGGCUGCUACUUCAUGUCCCUUGUCAACACCAGUUGAUAAGAAAGCAAGACAGAUACUAUCUUUCUCGAAAUAUGGAACUGCUGGGCAAAGUAAGCUCAUUUGGAGGGAUAAUGAUAACCAAGCCUCACAAAGAAAACCAUAAAUAGCAUCAAGCAUGGACUCCGAAGAUUUUACAAAAACUAAAGGUUUUGUUGGCUUUAAUGUUGAUUAUGGUGAUGUUGCAGCUAUUCGACGACUUGAGUAUACUUACUAGCCUCUACAUUGCACCACAUCAUCUCAAAAGGAUUUGGAUAAGUAUAUACAGGUUAUACAUUUUUCGUGUUUUUUUGAAUAGUUGGUGUUGGGAAUUGGGAUCAUCCAUCUAUUUUGUUUGAUUAUGAGAGCAGUAUAUAACUAUGAUAGAUGUUCUGUAAAUGUAGUAUCAAAAGUUUCAACAAAGGAUAAAUGUAGUAUCAAAAGUUUUCAACUAA